Brugia malayi is the source of this 999-nucleotide messenger RNA. RefSeq lists its product as uncharacterized. The coding region runs from base 1 to 999 and encodes 332 amino acids. The record is from RefSeq and is a predicted model, not a curated record. Gene Ontology annotation, cellular component: recycling endosome membrane; trans-Golgi network membrane. Lineage: Eukaryota; Metazoa; Nematoda; Chromadorea; Rhabditida; Onchocercidae. The transcript has 7 exons. Gene Ontology annotation, biological process: protein transport.
AUGGCAGGUUUAAACUCGAAUCCAUUUGCAGAUCCAUUUGCGGAUCCGAGUGUGCAGCAAGUUGUCGACCAAGGGAUAGUAGAUUCCAACGAAGAUUUCAAUCCGUUUGCUCAAAAUGCUCUCUCUGCUCAUCCAAGGCCUCUCAAACAGCCUGCAGCUGGAACAGCUGCAACAAAAGUGUCAGCACCAGUAAUGAGCAGUGAUGAACUAUUUCGACGUCAGGAAGAACUAGAACGAAAAGCCCAGGAAUUACGUAGGAGAGAGCAAGAAUUAGAACGACAACAGCAAACUGGUCAUAAUGCUUCUACAGGAAACACACGGUCUCAUAAUUGGCCACCACUUCCAUCUUUUGUCCCAUUGGAGCCAUGUUUUUAUCAGGAUAUCGAAGUAGAGAUUCCAGUACAGUUUCAACGCACGGUUACUUUAGUUUAUUAUGUUUUCUUGAGUUAUGUGUUGGCUUUGGCAAUUAAUGUCGUUGCCUCUUUUUUUUACGUUAUUUUUGGUAGUGGACCUAUUGGCAUAUUGGUUCUUGCUAUUAUACAGAUUUUGUUGCUGUCCUCCUGUUCAUUUCUGUUUUGGUUUCGUCCUGUCUACAAAGCUUUCAGGAAUGACAGCUCAUUCAAUUUCAUGCUGUUUUUCCUUGUCCUUUUUUUUCAUUCAAUAUUCACAUUGGUGCAAGCGCUUGGCCUGUCGCAGUAUGCUUGUGGUUGGAUUAAUGCUAUUAAUACGUUCCACCAUAACAUAUUUGCAUCCCUUAUAAUGACUACAUCAGCGAUCGCAUUCACGGUUUCAUUUCUUGGAAUGGUGUUUGCAUUGUUCAGAGUUCAUCGUUUCUAUCGUGGUGCUGGCUUUAGUUUGGACAAAGCACGCAAAGAAUUCUCUGAUGGUGUUAUGGCCGAUCGAAAUGUUCAGCAGGCUGUGUCAGGAGCAGCCCGAGCAGCUGCAUCAGCAGCUACUCUACAAGCAAUGAAUCACGCAACGCAAAGUGGGCGAUAUUAA